Molecule: messenger RNA, 1506 nt
Organism: Acaulospora morrowiae
Lineage: Eukaryota; Fungi; Glomeromycota; Glomeromycetes; Diversisporales; Acaulosporaceae
Source: the annotation of a GenBank genome assembly
AAUGCCGACGUGAUCCUUUGUACAUGUGUUGGAGCUGGAGAUCCGCGUUUGUCAAGGUUCAAGUUUCGCACUGUUUUGAUCGACGAAGCGACUCAGGCAACGGAACCAGAAUGCAUGAUACCACUAGUUCUUGGUUGCAAGCAAGCAGUUCUUGUCGGUGAUCACCAACAGCUUGGACCCGUGAUCAUGAACAAAAAGGCUGCUCGCGCAGGUUUAUGUCAGUCACUUUUUGAACGACUGGUAAUUUUGGGUAUCCGACCUAUACGAUUGCAAGUUCAGUACCGUAUGCAUCCGUGUCUAUCCGAAUUUCCUAGCAAUAUGUUUUACGAAGGUUCGUUGCAGAACGGCGUCACAACUCAAGAGCGUUUACGAAAACACGUUGAUUUUCCCUGGCCUUCACCGGAGACUCCAAUGUUUUUCCAUUCAAACUUUGGUCAGGAAGAAAUUUCAAGCAGUGGGACUUCUUAUUUGAAUCGCGUGGAAGCUUCAAAUUGUGAAAAAGUUGUAACCAAGUUCUUAAAAGCCGGGAUAUAUCCCGCUCAAAUUGGAAUCAUUACUCCUUAUGAAGGUCAACGGAGUUUUAUUGUCAGCUAUAUGCAGCUCAAUGGUGCUUUGCGUAAAGACUUGUACAAAGAAAUUGAAGUAGCAAGUGUCGAUGCGUUUCAAGGUCGUGAAAAAGAUUACAUCAUUUUGAGUUGUGUUCGAAGUAAUGUUCAUCAAGGUAUCGGUUUCUUAAACGAUCCACGCCGUUUAAACGUUGCUUUAACAAGAGCACGUUACGGAGUCGUUAUACUAGGAAAUCCGAAAGUCUUGAGUCAGCAUCCCUUAUGGUACCAUCUGUUAGAACACUAUAAGGAUAAGAAAUGUUUAGUAGACGGAGCUCUCAAUAAUUUGAAAGUUAGUGUAAUCGAAUAUAGUCGACCCCGCCGCGCCUACCGUAAGGACGAUAAAUUCCGACAAGGGUUGGCACAUCAAAUUGAUGCUCGUGAGGCUUUUGCAAAGCCUCCCCUGGCAAGUGAAAAUCGUCGUGGCACCCGCUCGUAUAAUCCUGAUUUCAUGAGAACUCAUGAUCCUGUCGGUUAUAUUCCUUCAGACAUGUCGUCAAUACCACAAUCGUCUCAAUUUAGCAUUCCCCUACUUCCGACUCCCAACGGCCCGUUCACGCAGGAUUUGUCGCAAAGCAGUGUUACUAGUCGAAAGAAUUCCAAGCAACAUCAGAACUCAACAUAUAACGGCUAUUCUAACUCGGUUUCAUCACAAGGGCCUCUUACACAAAACGCGUUUAACAGUCAAGGGUCGAUGAGUCUUGCGCUUUCGCAGUCUGAUCGUCUCCGAAUGAUGGAAAAUUCCAAUUCUUCAUUGGGUCACGGCUCGCUCAUGUCUCAGGACAGUUCGAUCGGAUAUUUAGAUGAUUACAAAAGUCAAGGAGAGGACACCAUCUUGAGUCAAGAUUUCGAAAUCCGAUCGCAGUCUGGCUAUCAGUCUCAAAGCUUUACUCAGUAUUAA